AUGACCGGAAACAAAUAUCCCUCUCUCUACGCAGUUGUGCAUCAACGGAAAGUGGAUGACUCGUUGUUCUGCGACCAAGUUCAAUAUGCAGCAGCCGAAGAUGUGGAUGCCGCAGUUGAAGCAGCAGAGGCGGCCUUCAAGGGACCUUGGCGAAAAUUCACAGCUACCCAAAGAGGAGAAGCACUUGUAAAACUAUCCGCUUUGAUUUUGGAGCACAAAGAGGAGCUGGGGUAUUUGGAUGGGACUUCUAUCGGAAAGAGCCAGGCUGCAGCCACCGGAGAAGCCGAGUUUGCCGCGUCGAUUCUAAGCUACUAUGCUGGCUGGGCCGACAAAUACCCUGGCGAGUCGUACCCCGGCGAGGACGGUUUCGUCAAAAUCGUGCGACAAGAGCCGCUGGGUGUCUGUGUCGGGAUCAAUCCCUGGAACGGACCUCUCGCAAUCAUGGCUAUGAAGCUCGGCCCUGCUUUGGCAAUGGGAAACGUCAUCAUUCUGAAGCCGAGUGAGAAAACGCCAUUGGCGUCAAACCGUCUCGCAUUUCUGGCCUCCGAGAGCGGUAUUCUCCCACCGGGCGUAUUCCAGAGCUUGUCUGGUGCCGGAGCAACCGGGGCUAUGCUUGCAAACCACAUGAGAGUGAGAAAGGUCAGCUUCACCGGCUCAAUUUCCACAGGGAAAAAGAUCCAAGAAGCUGCCGCGAAGAGCAAUCUUAAGCGAGUAACACUUGAGCUGGGUGGGAAGUCCCCCUCUGGUAUUUUUGAAGACUGCAACUUCGAUAAUGCGGUCUGGUGGUCUGUAUUUGCCAUCACUCAAAAUACCGGUCAGGCAUGCUUCGCGGCGAGUCGAGUCUAUGUGCAGGAAAGCAUCGCAGAUAAAUUCGUCGAAGCGUUUACCAAGGGGAUGUCACAGAAGCAAAACGAGCUUGCCCCUCUUGCGGAUAAAAUUCAACUAUCCCGGGUAUCAUCGUUCUUCCAACGAGACGCAGGAAAGACAAAAAUAUUGGUUGGUGGAAAGCAGCACGGCGACAAAGGGUGCUACUGGGAACCAACCGUCUUCUAUAACCCGGAGAAAGAUGCUCAGGUAUAUAAUGAGGAAAUCUUCGGACCAGUGGCAUGCAUUAGUACAUUCAAGGAUGAAGAGGAAUUUUUGCGUCUUGCUAAUGAUACUGAAUAUGGUCUGAUGGCUGGUGUUUUCACCCAGGAUAUCAACCGCGCCAUGCGAAUUUCCUCGGAAUUGGAUAGUGGAGUUGUUGGAAUCAACUGUGUCAGCACAAUCAGCUUACAGACUCCUUUCGGAGGGUCUAAGCAGUCUGGAAUCGGAAGAGAGAUGAGUCACUAUGCUCUCCGAAGCUACAGUGAGCCAAAGACAGUUCUCAUAAACAUGAACUAUUAG
This is a messenger RNA of Penicillium cosmopolitanum, 1386 nucleotides long. Its product is annotated as aldehyde dehydrogenase family protein. The coding region runs from base 1 to 1386 and encodes 461 amino acids. The record is from RefSeq and is a predicted model, not a curated record. Gene Ontology annotation, molecular function: aldehyde dehydrogenase (NAD+) activity. The transcript has 4 exons. NCBI's taxonomy places the organism in Eukaryota, Fungi, Ascomycota, Eurotiomycetes, Eurotiales, Aspergillaceae.